Tripterygium wilfordii is the source of this 843-nucleotide messenger RNA. Its product is annotated as GTP-binding protein SAR1A-like. Bases 109 to 690 code for a protein of 193 amino acids. The transcript has 3 exons. Gene Ontology annotation, cellular component: endoplasmic reticulum exit site; COPII vesicle coat. NCBI's taxonomy places the organism in Eukaryota, Viridiplantae, Streptophyta, Magnoliopsida, Celastrales, Celastraceae. Gene Ontology annotation, biological process: vesicle organization; intracellular protein transport; membrane organization. Gene Ontology annotation, molecular function: GTP binding; GTPase activity. The record is from RefSeq and is a predicted model, not a curated record.
AGUAUUGCUUCUUCUCUCACGUUUUCUCUGCAAUUUUUAAGCCUUGGAAACAGUUGGUGUUUUCUGUUGUUUGUUCUUCCAGAAGAAAAUUGUAGAGGAGAAAGAAAGAUGUUUCUAAUUGAUUGGUUCUAUGGGAUUCUAGCGUCUCUCGGACUGCACCUUAAGGAGGCAAAGAUACUUUUCUUAGGGCUCGAUAAUGCUGGGAAGACCACUCUGCUUCACAUGCUCAAAGAUGAGAGGUUAGUGCAGCAUCAGCCCACACAGUACCCAACUUCAGAGGAAUUGAGCAUAGGGAAGAUCAAAUUCAAGGCCUUUGAUUUGGGUGGUCAUCAGAUUGCUCGUCGGGUCUGGAGGGACUACUACGCCAAGGUGGAUGCCGUGGUGUACAUGGUUGAUGCUUAUGAUAAGGAGAGAUUUGCAGAGUCGAAAAGGGAACUCGACGCCCUUCUCUCCGACGACUCCCUAGCAAAUGUCCCCUUUCUCAUAUUGGGUAACAAGAUUGAUAUACCAUAUGCUGCCUCAGAAGAUGAACUGCGUUACAGCAUGGGUCUCACCAACUUUACUACAGGCAAGGGAAAGGUCAAUCUAGCAGACUCGAAUCUCCGCCCUCUCGAGGUGUUUAUGUGCAGCAUUGUCCGCAAGAUGGGAUAUGGUGAAGGUUUCAGGUGGCUCUCUCAAUACAUCAAGUAGGCAAGUAAGUAGAUUAGACAAAUUCCAGGCUAUAUGGUCUGUAAUUUUGUUGUUGAUGUUUUAUCCAAUCCUCCUCCUUCAGGAUCAUCAUGUUUCAUGUUUGUUCUGUAAAUAUAUAUAUAUAUAUAUAUAUAUAUAUAUAUAUUUGUCUUA